AGAAAUUUUUAUUCAAGAAAAAAGUAUUAUUUUGCUCUAUUGUUUCGGAUAAAAAGUGACCCCCGGAUAGCAGAAUUAGCGUUAUUUCAUGUAUCAUCAAAUUUUUCGCCAAUUUUCAUGGACUAUUCGUGAUCGAAGUUCGUUGAAAAUAUCAAGGAAUUCUUUGCGCAUACGACUAUCCACUAGAUUGGUGCACAACGGUAAGCCGGGUGGCGGUAGCAAUCAGAAAAGCUUAAACAUUAUGGAGAAUGCUGGUCUGGCGCAUAAUGUGCCAAUUUCGCAGCUGGCUGCUGCUACAGCUGCUGCGGGCGCCGCGAAACUAACUAGAUACGACAAUAUCACCAAGUCGCAACAGGACAAUCGCAACUAUCGUGGACUGCAACUUGAGAACGGCCUAAAAGUACUGCUAAUUUCGGAUCCAACUACCGAUAAAUCGGCUGCUGCCAUGUCAGUGCAAGUAGGGCAUCUGAGUGAUCCGGACGAAAUACCCGGAUUAGCUCACUUUUGCGAACAUAUGCUGUUUCUUGGAACGGAGAAGUAUGUUAACGAGAACGAUUAUAUGGCGUUUCUGUCGUCGAACGGUGGAAGCUCAAACGCGGCCACCUACGCUGACAGCACGAAGUAUUAUUUCGAUGUGGUCCCAGAGAAACUGCAUGAAGCACUGGACCGUUUUUCGCAAUUCUUCAUCGCCCCUCUCUUUACCGAACAGGCCACCGAGCGAGAAAUCAAUGCAGUUCACUCCGAACAUGAGAAAAAUCUGUCGAUUGAUGGUUGGCGACUACGACAGGUUAACAAAUCUUUGUGCGAUCCCAGUCAUCCUUAUAAAAAAUUUGGCACAGGUAACAAAAAAAGUUUACUAGACGAUCCCAAGGAAUCUGGAAUUAACACUCGGGAUGAACUAAUAAAAUUUCAUACUAAAUGGUACUCGGCUAACCUCAUGCAUCUAGCGGUGUUCGGUAAGGAAUCGCUUGAUGAACUGGAAUCAAUGGUGGUGCAGAUGUUCUCCGACAUUGAACGGAAAGAAGUAGAAGCACCGUCCUGGAGGAAGUUUCCCUUUGGUGAGGAGCAACUGGCCACCAAGACGAUGGUGGUUCCUGUGAAGGAUACGCGUUCGUUAACAAUCGCCUUUCAGACGGAAGACCUGGACCAAUACUACAAGGCCGGACCGCAACUUUAUUGUAGUCAUUUGAUAGGCCACGAGGGAAAAGGUAGCAUACUGUCGGAGUUGAAGGCCAAAGGUUGGUGCAAUAAUCUUAUCGGUAGCUAUGAAACCAUUGGCCGGGGGUUCGGAGUUUUCGAUGUUAUGGUUGAUCUGACUCAGGAUGGUUUCGAGCACAUUGAUGACAUCGUUGCGAUUGUGUUUCAAUAUAUCAAUAUGCUUAAAAGGGAGGGACCGCAAAGGUGGAUUUUUGAUGAAUAUCGUAACCUGUGCGAAAUGCAAUUCCGCUUCAAAGACAAGGAACAUCCGCAGUCGUUGGUGUCCGAUGUGGUGCUUGCGAUGCAGAGUUAUCCGCUAGAGGAAGUUCUUGCGGCACCGUACUUGAUGUCUGAGUGGCGGCCGGAUCUGAUCGAGAAUUUGUGGAAUAGUUUCCGACCAGAAAAUUGUCGAAUCGUUAUCGUUGGUCAAAAGUGCGAAGAAAAGGCUAAUCGCGUAGAGAAAUGGUAUGGAACCAAAUAUGCAUCGGAAAAAGUACCCAAAAGUGUUUUGGAUAGUUGGGCUAAAGCUGAUAUGAACGAAAAAUUGCAUCUGCCGAAGCCCAACCCAUUUAUUCCGACCGAUUUUGAGCUGGUUCCUGUCGACGCUGAUGUUGAAAAUUUUCCAGCUAUUAUUUACAAUACACCGAUGAUGCGCGUCUGGUUCAAACAGGAUGUCGAGUAUCUUACGCCUAAAACGUUAAUGAAUUUCGAUUUCUGCAGCCCGAUCGUGUACUCUGAUCCUUUAAAUUGUAACUUGACGCAUUUGUACGUGCAGCUAUUCAGGGACCAUCUGAACGAGUAUCUCUAUGAUGCCGAUCUGGCCGGUUUGCGAUUGAUGGUUGCCAACACUACGCAUGGAAUUAGUAUAUCAAUUGGAGGAUACAAUCACAAGCAACAUAUUUUGCUGGAAAAAGUUUUAAAUGACAUGUAUAAUUUUGAAAUUGACGAAAAACGUUUUGAAAUUCUGAAGGAGCAGUAUGUUCGCAAUUUGAAAAAUUAUAAUGCGGAACAGCCGUACCACCACGCCGUCUACUAUUUGGCUCUGUUGUUGAGCGAACAGGCUUGGUCAAAACAGGAGCUUAUAGAUGCUUCGGAAUUAAUAACUGUGGAACGGCUGCGGUCAUUUAUAGAUGAAUUACUAUCUCGAAUGCAUGUAGAAUGUUUUAUACACGGAAAUAUCAAUAAGGAACAAGCGAUGGAGAUAUCUCGAAAAGUAGAAGAUAGGCUAAAGAAUACAGAUGCUAGCGUGGCACCACUUCUGGCUCGCCAGUUGAUGCUAAAACGGGAGUAUAAACUCAAUACAGGCGAAAACUGCUUAUUUGAAACCAACAACGAAUAUCAUAAGAGUUCCUGUGCGGAACUGUAUGUGCAGUGUGGUAUGCAGAACGAUCAGUCCAACGUGUAUAUUGAUCUGGUUUCCCAAAUUAUUAGCGAGCCCUGCUACAACCAGUUGCGCACGCAAGAGCAGCUAGGUUACAUUGUAUUUUGUGGGUCGCGUAAAUCCAACGGUGUACAAGGAAUCCGCAUAAUAGUGCAAUCAACAAAGCAUCCUGCUUACGUUGAGGAUCGGAUAGAGAGUUUCUUGAACGGAAUUUCUAAUUAUUUGGAAACCAUGACCGACGAGGAGUUCGACCGCCACAAGGAAGCGCUUGCAGCACAGAAGCUAGAAAAACCGAAACGACUGUCCACUCAGUUUGCCAAGUUUCUUAACGAAAUCUCUCUACAGCAGUUCCAUUUUAACCGUGCUCAGGUUGAGGUCGCUUUCUUGAAAACGUUAACAAAGCAGCAGAUAAUCGAUUACUAUAAGGAAUUCAUUGUCCUGGGCGCACCAUCACGGCGGACACUGUCCAUCCAUGUGAUCUCGACUGCGGAGGGUGGUGCUGCCGGUAAGGAUGCGCCGGCCGAAACCGUCGAACAAAAUGCAAAUGAUACCACAAACGUGAAGGACUUCGUUAAAAUUUGCGACCUAGUUGGGUUCAAAUCGGCUCGCGCAUUGUACCCGGUGGUGCAACCAUACGUCGACAUAAAACCAAAGGGUAGCAAGUGCAAACUGUAAUCGACAGUUGACUGGUUAUCGAAGAAAUCCUGUUGAUUUGUUUUGUGGGACCGGAACUGUGAACACAAUCUCACCACAGCACUUUCUAUUUGUAAAUAACUUUUCGUUGAAAUGUGUGUAUGUUAUAGUUACUUUUCUAAUUGUACUAAAAGUAGGUAUUAUAGUUGUUGAAAUUUUCUAUGUAGUUACGAAGGACAGUUAUUAGUUACACACAGUAUACUCUUUUAUGGCACUAUAGGUUCUAUUGUAAAUUCUAUGUUGCAAGGCUGCUUUGUUUGAUCAUGGAAAGUAAAUAUUUCAAACAGAUUGUGUAGGUACUUAUCAGUUUAUUGUUUUAAAACUGUAUAGACAGUUUUGCACACAUUACACCUACUAUCAUGAAAAAAAAAUUGUAAACAACCUGUUUUGGUCCCACUACUUAUAGAUAAAUGACUACU
Molecule: messenger RNA, 3690 nt
Organism: Sabethes cyaneus
Lineage: Eukaryota; Metazoa; Arthropoda; Insecta; Diptera; Culicidae
Gene: Ide
Product: insulin-degrading enzyme
Exons: 8
Coding region: 89-3253 (1054 amino acids)
Biological process (GO): peptide catabolic process
Cellular component (GO): cytosol; mitochondrion
Molecular function (GO): metal ion binding; metalloendopeptidase activity
Source: RefSeq, a predicted model, not a curated record